GCGCGGGGUUGUGUUUGCCGACACUGAUUGUGUUGCAUUAUUUUUUCUUUGCUUGUCGCACUUUUAAACCUUGAUUUGGCCUCACGCUUAUCGGCUAGCUAUAAGUGUUAAUUGUAUGCAUAAUUUUAGCACAUUAUCAUUUACGUGGGAGUAGUGGAUAAAAAACGUGCCGGUGUAAAAUAAACAAUGACGAAGCCGAACGUUCUAGUAUUGGGUGGAUGUGGAUUCAUCGGACGACAUCUGGUUCACUAUCUUGUCAUGAAUGAUCUUGCGGGGCGCAUCAGAGUCGUCGAUAAAAUGCCUCCUCUCAUGGCGUGGCUCAACCGGGCUCACAGCGAAUCGUUUGCCGACGAACGUGUCGAGUUUAUAAGCGCCAACCUCAUCAAUUCCACAUCCUGCGACGUAGCGUUCGGAACACGAUCGAUCCGGAGCAGUGAAGACUGUGGUGGCUGGGAUUUUGUGAUAAACUGUGCGGCCGAAACAAAACCAGGACAAACAGGUCCUGUGUACGAGGAAGGCAUACUGAAGCUGAGCAUCAACUGUGCAACUGAGGCCAUGAAACAUCAAGUCAAGCGCUAUGUAGAACUAAGUACCGGAAGUAUGUGUUCGGACGAAAAAAUACCGCAAACUGAAAACUGCCCGAUCGAACCAUGGACUAUGGUGGGCAAGUAUAAAGCAAAGGUGGAGCAGGAGUUGAUGUCGAUGGACAAGUUACCGUACACCAUACUGCGUCUCCCGAUUUGCUACGGUGUAGCCGAUCGCAAAGGAUUAACGCCCCGUAUCAUCAUCGCCGGGAUUUAUAAAUAUCUCGGGGAGACCAUGAAACUUCUCUGGACCGGAACGAUGAAGAUGAACUUGGUACACGUUGAAGACGUGUGCGGCAGCAUCUGGAAGUUGUUGCAAACGGAUGGCUCCAUACGAGAAACAAUAAACGUCUGUGAUGAUAGCAAUGCAACCCAGGCGAUGAUCAGUGAACUGCUCGCGGAUAUUUUCGGUCUUAAGAUCGAUUAUUGGGGCGUCACGAUGUCGAACAUGACCAAGCUCGAUAUGGCCGGAGCCAUUGAGGAGAUCAACGAUCGUCAUUUGGGCCCGUGGGCUGAGCUAUGCCAACGGGACGGAGUGCACAAUACUCCACUUACCCCGUACAUGGAUCAAGAACUGUUGCACUACAAGCACGUGCAUUUAAGCAACGAAAAACUAAAAUCAUUCGGGUACCGGCUUCGUCGUCCUCAAAUCACGCGCGAAGCGUUAGAGGAAAUAAUUCAAGAUUUCAUUGCGAUGAACCAUUUCCCGCGAACUUUACUCUACUAAGCUCCAUUUUGCGGCUGGGCAGCUCAUAUAGAUAAAAGGCACCUCUUGCAGCAUUGUACUUGAAUCAUUCAGCAAUAUGCUUAAACUUGGAAUUUGAUUCAAUAAGUAGAUAAACCGGAUCUCGCGAAAAAGACAGAAUGCUUCAGACCCGUUUUCACGGUGCGGUUAAGAAAGCCAACGCCCAGUGUUGUGUCGAUCGCUGCGAUGAAGUUAUGAACAAUGUUUGUCGUGCACUAGAUUAGAUAGCUAAUUCAAACUACAGCACUUGAAAAAGCCGCGAUGAAGCAUUAGAAAAAGGGGAAGAUACGUAGCAUUUCUCGGUAUACGUUGUAAACUGUUAAGCUCAUACUGACCGUAUAGCAUGAUUUAGUUUUCGUGCGUUUUUAUCGCCAUUCCAAUUGGUGUACCGUUUUACGAUUGUUAUUGUGAUUAAAACUACGUGGUAAAGAUGGAAAACGACGACACUGAAAGUACUUAUACAAUUACUCUAUACGAUGGUACUUUAUGUGGUAUUAGGCAAAAUUUUUUGAUGUACACAUACUAUGUGCCUCUAUGAAACGGAAACGUUAAAAAUUAUAAAGACCAUUGACAAAGGCAAUGGAACGGCCAACAAAUUUCGCAAUACAGGGACAAACAUAAGAAACGGCAGAUGUAUUACGAACAACGACGAAAGUGUGGGAUCUGUGUAUGCACUCACUGUGCCUUUAAGGUACAACCUCAACGUAGUUUCUUCAUAGAAGGAAGGUUAAAUAAUAAAA
Anopheles cruzii is the source of this 2069-nucleotide messenger RNA. RefSeq lists its product as uncharacterized. The record is from RefSeq and is a predicted model, not a curated record. The transcript is spliced from 3 exons. Bases 187 to 1311 code for a protein of 374 amino acids. Lineage: Eukaryota; Metazoa; Arthropoda; Insecta; Diptera; Culicidae.